This is a messenger RNA of Staurois parvus, 271 nucleotides long. Lineage: Eukaryota; Metazoa; Chordata; Amphibia; Anura; Ranidae. The record is from the annotation of a GenBank genome assembly.
UGUCCAUCAGUGCCAGCUGUCAGUGCUGAACAGUGCCACAUGCUAGUGCCCAUCAGUGCCACCCAUCAGUGCCAGUCAGUGCCACCUAUCAAUGCCAGUCAGUGCUACCUAUCAGUGCUGCAAUCAGUGCCGCCUAACAGUGCCAGUCAUUGCCACCUAACAGUGCCAGUCAGUGCCACCUAUCAGUGCCAUAUAUAAGUGCUGCUUUUCAGUGCCCAUCAGUGAUGCCUGUCAAUGCCCAUCAGUGCCACCUACCAGUGCCUACUCAGUG